Molecule: messenger RNA, 1830 nt
Organism: Pocillopora verrucosa
Lineage: Eukaryota; Metazoa; Cnidaria; Anthozoa; Scleractinia; Pocilloporidae
Source: RefSeq, a predicted model, not a curated record
AUGAGUUUUUUGAAGAAAAUGCGAAAAAGAGGUCGAAGUAAAAACCAUCAAGAAUUACACUUGAGAUCUUCGGUUCCUUCUCCGACUGUGGAAUGUGUCGAAGACAAAUGUCUCACAGACAAGGAAGACAGCACGAAGGAAGAAAGCAGAAAAUUGUCGCGUCCAGGAUCCUUAAAAAGCUUCCGGAAGGAAAACCGCAAUGGCAAUGUUACCAGUAAUGCUGCCUGCUCCAAGGAGACCACCACAGAGGCCUCUGCUGCUCCACGUGCUCCAUUGUCAGACGUGGUUGGUGACCAUGAGAAAAAGAGGCAAGGGAAAGCUGGUGCUGACACUAAGGGUGAUAGUCCUAAGAAGGCUUCGUGUCGAAGGAACAAAACAAGAUCAGGACCAACAAAGGUCAACAAGAAAGCUCCACCUCCGCCUACUUCUGAAAGGCCUUCCGUUUCUCAUACCAGUCCAUCCCAAUCUGUUCUGUCUCGUCCUAUUCCGGUGCGCCCAGCUCCCCCUCCACCGCGUCAACCACGUCUUCGUAAGGCGGCUCCACCUCGCCCCCCUCCACCGACUAUGAAGCAGCCUGGAAAAAAGGGUGCCAAAGGACCGAGAAUUAUUAAGAAGAAGGCAAACGAGAUUUGCAAAUACCCAAAGGAUCUGAACCCGUUUGCAAAUUUUAGCAGUGCCACCGAUAAUGACUACCCGUCACAGAACAGCGAGAAGGCCUCUAGACCUAGUCGCCAAAGGCACAGAAGAAGACCAAAGAAUUCUAAAAGUGAAGAAUAUCCAAUGGAUAAAAAUCCAUUUACUGAAACUAAUGAGAUGAGGGAAAAGGUCUCUAGUGCUCGUCGCCAAAGGCUUAGAAGAAAACGGAAAGAAUCUAAAAGUGAAGAAUACCCAAUGAAAGACAAUCCAUCCAGUGAUGCUGAAGAGAUGAGCGAGAAGCCCUCCCGCACUCAUCGUCAAAGGCGUAGAAGAAAACGAAAAGCAUCUAAAAGCGAAGAACACUCAAUUAAAUACAAUCCAUUGAGUGAUUCCGAUGAGGGGAGGAGCUCUUCGUGUUCGGAGUGGAACGAAACUUCUGACAUAUGGUCUGUUUCUUCAUUGGAAGAUAUUCAGUUUGUGGUGAACACUGCCACAGUAGAAGAGGUGGAAGCAAAGAGUACACAGCAAGGUCUGGCAACCAACAAUGAAAACGAAGAACAGGGUGGGCGAACAGAUUCUGGUGACUCAAAGGCCCAGUCAUUCCCAUCUGAUAAGGAGAUCUCUCCUGACGAUGUCCCUUCCUCAAACAAGGAUAAUAGCUCUGCGAGUGUCGGAUCAACAAACCUUGAUGCUUCGACUGCCAAAGAAUUUACAGAUGUUGGCAGUCGAAGGAUCCUCAAGCAGGCAGAACCCUCUGAGCAAGCUAAUGAUAUGGAAGAGUACCAGGGUGGAGACGGAUCUGCCUCCAAUUCAAGGAAUCAUUGCCCAGAGUUGGCCAUUUACCUGGAUGCAGAACUUCAGAUUGUCGAAAGCGAGUUGCUCUCUCUGCAGAAGGUGAUGGUUAAAUUGCAAUCAGAGAUGAAAGAGGCAAUGGACACUAAAGAUUGUGAGGCCGAGUUUGAAAGCUUAUCGCUUGACUGGUUGACGCUCAACAAGUUCCGUUCUGAACUUAACAAAAGGAAAAAAGACCUUAUUGUUCUUUCCAAACAAGAAAACCCGAACGAGUGUUUGAAGUUCUUACGUGAGGACCUGAAAUGCCUAGUUGAAGUCAAAAGUUGGAAGAAGACAAAAGAGCACAGAGCUCAGGUGAAGAAUGUCUUGGAUCUUAUCCUCAAGUUGGCCAACAUGGCCUGA